AUGACGCUUUUCCAGAUCUCCUUUGAGGAUGUGGCUGUGGGCUUCACGUCGGAGGAGUGGCAGCUACUCAACCCUUCUCAGAAGAGCUUGUACAGAGAGGUGAUGUUGGAGAACUACAGCAAUCUAGUUUUCUUGGGUUAUCAAAUUAUCAAACCUGAUGCGAUUUUCAAGCUGGAGCACGAAGAGCCGUGGAUAAUAGACGAAGAAGUUCUAAAUCAGAACUUUUCAGAAGUCUGGCUAGAUAACAGUCUCAAAAUGUGGCACCAGGAUAAUCAAGACAAGCUUAGAAGUGUGGAGAGAGGCCAUGAAUAUGAUGUUUUUAGGAAAAUAUUUCAUUCAAGCAUUAACUUUGUUCAUUUAGGAAUGAGACCCCAUAAAUGUGCCACAGGUGAAAAAAGUCUGAAACAUCCUUUUGAGUUUCUUAUUCCAAAAAAUAACCAUGGAAGAAAGAAACUUGAUGAGCUCAAUAAGAAAUAUUUAUUGUAUGUCAAAGCUGAUAGAACCCAUGGUGAAAUGCCAUACUGUGAUUGCAGUAAAUGUAGGAAGGCUAGCAGGACAGGGUCGUGGCCCAUUGCAAACCGUAGAACGCACACAGGAGUCCAUUUAUGCAUGGAGUGCGGCAGCAUUUUCAGUAAGAAGUCACAGCUCAUCAUACACCAGCGGACGCACACGGGAGAGAAGCCCUAUGGAUGCAGCGAAUGCGGGAAAGCCUUCUCCCAGAAGUCACUGCUCACUAUUCAUCAAAGGACUCAUUCAGGAGAAAAACCAUAUGGAUGUGGUGAAUGUCAGAAAGCUUUCAGUAGGAAGUCCCUGCUCAUUUUACACCAGAGGACGCACACGGGAGAGAAGCCCUAUGGAUGCAGUGAGUGUGGGAAAGCCUUCAGCAGGAAGUCACAGCUCAAGAGACAUCAGAGAACCCACACAGUCGAGAAGCCCUACGGCUGCAGUGACUGUGGGAAAGCCUUCUCCCAGAAGUUAAAGCUCAUUACCCAUCAGAGAACCCACACAGGAGAGAAGCCCUAUAAGUGUAGUGAUUGUGGGAAAGCCUUCUUCUGGAAGUCACAGCUGAUUACUCAUCAGAGGACUCACACGGGGAAGAAACCAUACGCAUGUAACGAGUGCACAAAAGCCUUCAGCAGGAACUCGCUGCUCAUCAGACAUCAGAGGAUCCACACAGGGGAGAAACCCUAUGAGUGCAGUGAGUGUGGGGAAGCCUUCAUCAGAAAGCCACAGCUUAUCAAGCAUCAACUAACUCACACGGGAGAGAAGAACUACCAGUGUGCUGAUUGUGAAGAAGCAUUCUUUAAGAAGUCAGAGUUAAUCAGACAUCAGAAGACUCACUUAGGGGAGAAACCCUACGGAUGUGUUGAAUGUGGAAAAACCUUCUUUGGGAAGUCACAGCUCCUAACGCAUCAGAGAACUCACACUGGAGAGAAACCGUAUGAAUGCAGUGAGUGUGGAAAGGCCUUCACCCAGAAGUCAAGCCUGAUUUCACACCAGAGGACACACACAGGGGAGAAGCCCUAUGAGUGCACGGAGUGUGGGAAGACCUUCAGUGAGAAGUCAAGCCUCAUUCAUCACCAGAGAACCCAUACUGGAGAGAAACCCUUCGAAUGUAGUGAGUGUAGGAAAGCUUUUGCCUGGAAGCCACAGCUUCUUAGACAUCAAAGAAUUCAUACAGGGGAGAAACCCUAUGAAUGCAGUGAGUGUGGGAAGGCCUUUGUUCAGAAAGUGCAGCUCAUUAAGCAUCAGAGAAAUCACACAGGAGAGAAAACCUAUGGAUGCAGUGAUUGUGCAAAAGCCUUCUUUGAGAAGGCACAGCUCGUUAUCCAUCAGAGAAUUCACACGGGAGAGAGACCCUAUAAAUGUGGUGAAUGUGGGAAGUCUUUCACUAGAAAGUCUCACCUUAUGAGGCAUCAGAGAAUUCACACAGGAGAUAAAUACUAUGGGUGCAGUGAGUGUGGGACUGCUUUCGGCAGGAAGUCGCAGCUCAUGAUUCAUCAGAGGACUCACGUCCUCUAGAAACCAUGUGAAUGCUGUGAACGUGGAACAUCUACUGUCAGACGUCAUGCCUUCUGACACGUCCGAGGACACACACGCAGGAGGAACCCUGUCAGUGCACUGGGAAGGCAGGUCUCACCCAACAAUUUGGAGAGGAGGGAAUUUGUUUAAGUAGACAGUGUCAGAGAGCCUUCUCCCAGAACACACAGCCUGUUACAUGUUAAUGACUUAACGUGGAAGUCUUACCAGUAUUGUGGUAGUACAGACCCUUGUAGUGAGAAGCGACAGCUCAUUGUUAGGGGACCUACGCUUGAGGAGAAACUGGACUGUUGUAAAAAGCAAGUGAGAGGUUUCAUCAAGAAAGGAUAACUCACAGUACACUAGAGAGUGCAUACACAAAAUACUGAAUAGUAUGGAUCAGAGAUUUCAAAACGGAGAAGUCCUCAUGUGAAGAAUUUUGAUAAGCAUGAUCCUGUUGAAGGAAUUCUAUAACAUUGUGUUUGUUGUAUGAAAGUUAUAAAAAAUAGUUAUUUUUAAA
Neomonachus schauinslandi (Hawaiian monk seal) is the source of this 2539-nucleotide messenger RNA. RefSeq names its product zinc finger protein 605. Lineage: Eukaryota; Metazoa; Chordata; Mammalia; Carnivora; Phocidae. The transcript has 3 exons. Gene Ontology annotation, biological process: negative regulation of transcription by RNA polymerase II. Gene Ontology annotation, molecular function: DNA-binding transcription repressor activity, RNA polymerase II-specific; RNA polymerase II cis-regulatory region sequence-specific DNA binding. The coding region runs from base 1 to 2022 and encodes 673 amino acids. The record is from RefSeq and is a predicted model, not a curated record.